Messenger RNA from Pleurotus ostreatus (oyster mushroom), 471 nucleotides. RefSeq names its product ribosomal 40S subunit protein S18B (gene RPS18). The record is from RefSeq and is a predicted model, not a curated record. Gene Ontology annotation, biological process: translation. The transcript is spliced from 4 exons. Lineage: Eukaryota; Fungi; Basidiomycota; Agaricomycetes; Agaricales; Pleurotaceae. Gene Ontology annotation, cellular component: small ribosomal subunit; cytosol; ribosome. Bases 1 to 471 code for a protein of 156 amino acids. Gene Ontology annotation, molecular function: structural constituent of ribosome; RNA binding.
AUGUCUCUCGUCGUCCCCGAACAGCACCAGCAAUUCCAGCACAUUCUGCGUCUCCUCAACACCAACGUCGAUGGCAAGCGGAAAGUCAUGUACGCCUUGACUGAGAUCAAGGGUGUUGGUCGCCGAUACGCCAACUUGGUCUGCAAGAAGGCCGAUGUCGACUUGAACAAGCGUGCCGGUGAACUCAACUCUGACGAGCUCGAACGCAUUGUCACCAUCAUCCAAAACCCCACGCAGUUCAAGAUCCCUACAUGGUUCUUGAACAGACAAAAGGACAUCGUCGAUGGCAAGAACUCGCAAAUUCUGUCGAACGGCGUCGACUCCAAGCUCCGUGACGAUCUCGAGCGAUUGAAGAAGAUCCGUGCCCACCGUGGGCUGAGACAUUUCUGGGGACUCCGUGUCCGAGGUCAACACACAAAGACAACUGGUCGCCGUGGAAAGACGGUUGGUGUGUCAAAGAAGCGUGGCUAG